AUGGGUGAAAAACGAAAAGCUCGCUUAGUUAACAAUGAAAGAACAGCAAAAAAAGAGAAAAAAACUGUAGAUACUGUUAUACUAACUGCUAUCAAUGAUGAAAUUGAAGAAUCGUCGUCAGUGCAAUCAAAUGGUAGCACAACAGAUAGCACUAGCCAACAACCGUCUACAACAAAAGAAAAUACAAAUCCUGAAGACAUGGAAGAAUCAGAAACAAUAGCUCCUAUUGAUGGUGUAGAAUUAGAGAACGAAGAAAAUGGCGAAACAAAACCAUCAACGAAUGGUGAUGCUGAUGAUGAAGAUAACGAUAAUAAACUUGCAAAUGAAUCAGUACCACCAACAAAAUCAUGGUGGUCAUCAUUAAUUCAUCUUUUUCAUUUUCGUAAUAAUACAAAUGAAAAUAAACCUGAAAUAAAUGAAUCAAGUGACCACCCAUCAUCUCCAUAUUUGAAUGGAAGUUAUUUAAGUAAUGUUAAAUGUCGUCGAUCACUUCAUGAUGAAUCAUUAGUUAGUUAA
Messenger RNA from Rotaria socialis, 516 nucleotides. Lineage: Eukaryota; Metazoa; Rotifera; Eurotatoria; Philodinida; Philodinidae. The record is from the annotation of a GenBank genome assembly.